Messenger RNA from Felis catus (domestic cat), 3714 nucleotides. It is a transcript of the gene CA2H3orf62, whose product is annotated as chromosome A2 C3orf62 homolog. Lineage: Eukaryota; Metazoa; Chordata; Mammalia; Carnivora; Felidae. The record is from RefSeq and is a predicted model, not a curated record. Bases 320 to 1411 code for a protein of 363 amino acids. The transcript has 3 exons.
CCGCCCCCCUCCACACCCCGCCCCCCAACCCCAGGCCAUCCCGCCCGCAGUCCUCAUUGGGCUCGCUGGGUGGGGGAGGGAGGCGGGGAUCCCGCUAGCUCGCUUCCCCUCUGAGCCCCAUGGGUUUAAAGAACUAGGUGGUCGUCCCGGCAUUCUUGUCUGACCUUUAACCUUGGAGCGGGAGCGCCGUUCUCGUGCACGCGCGGCGACCGUUGGCCGGGGUGGCGGUGUGGCGGCGUUGCUGGGUGAGGACGUGGCUGCGGACCUUCGCCCAAGGGCCGGCUGCGGGCUGCUGGCGAGGGCCGAGGGGGCCGCGGAGAUGACUGGACGGGCGGCAGGGGCGGGCGGGCCGGGAGCCGGGGGAGGCGGGUCCGGGCGUCCCUGGGGCUCCCGGCAGAUUGCAGGUUCCUCCCGAGAACCAAGGGCCACACCCGCCGCACGGGAGGAAGGCCCCCCUCCCCCGGCCCCCCACACCUGGAGUGUGGGUUACUGUGGCCUCUGCCCUGUGGCGUGGAUCAAGCUCCAGGAGAUGCGCCUUUCAGGGGUGGUUUGCAACUUCAUCUGUAACGUUAUACUCAUGAUGCUCUGUGCAUUUACAAUGUAUUACAUAAUAAAGACGUGGUCGCUUUUAGGGGAAAUGUCUGAAAAACUGAGAAGAUGCAGAAAGGAGCUGACUGCAGCCAUUGACCGAGCCUUUGAAGGUGUCAGUCAUUCCCAGGAGUGCUCAGACCAGCAGAGGCUGGAGCAGGAUACCGCGCCGCCGCUCUCCUUCCCCCUCCCUGUGCACCGGCUCCUCUGCAGGAGGCACCCGCUGGCAGCCUGCUCCUCCUCCCCGGCUCCUUUUGCUCCAGUCCCUUGUGCUUCUGAGACAGAGAGCCCUGCCUUUGCUCCAAACCAUGCCCCAAUGAAUGCAAAGCCACAUGCUUUAUGCGCGAAAAGAAAACCUCUGACCAGUAAGGAAAACGUAUUGCUGCAUUCCUCCGUUUGGGCACCCGAAAGACAGUUUUGGAGAGCUGCGGGAGAUGGGGAGAACUGGAGAAAAGACAGCCUAAGGAAAGAUAUGGAGAAAGAUUUGAAGGUUGACUCAAACAUGCCACUCAGCAAUUCUAGCCAAGAGGUCACAAAGGAUCUGCUUGAUAUGAUCGACCAUGCAAGCAUCCGAGCUAUUGAAGAACUGGCUGGGAAGCUAGAAUUUGAAAAUGCGCUGAGCCGUGUGUGUGGCCACUGCGGAGGCUCGCCCUUCAGGGAGGAGGCCUGGGCUCUGCUCUCCGAUGAGAGCCCUCAGAAGGCCUCAGAUGCAGAGCCUGGCAGCCUCAAGCAGGCUUUUGAUGAUCACAGUAUCGUCGAGACUGUGCUGGACUUGGAAGAGGACUACAAUUUGAUGGCCUCUUUUAAAUACCAAAUUGAGUAAGGACGGCUUUGGUUCUUUCCAGCAGGAGGCUGUCUCUCAGGCAGUGAUCAGUGUCACUGUGGGCUGGCAGAAUCUGGGUUACCACACCCUCUUUAACUUCUAGUUGUGUCCCUUUUUGAUCUGAAAGCCCCCCUUUUUUUUUUCUGUUGCUUUGAAAUGUUUCUUACUGUUGACUUGUUUUUCACUUUUCUUGACAUCUCAAAUGUGUCUUUGAUUGACGUUGAAUACAUCCGGUACCCAAGGCGGGUAUGGGUUGUGGGCCUCUGCUGUGUCUCCUGGUAUUAUUUUCCCAUGGGCCCCUGAAUAAGUAAGUACUGGGGCCACAACCAGGGUGAGCUUUGAGCAUCCCCUGGGACCAGCCCUCAGGCCAGCACAGCCUACACAGACUUGUGGCCCCAGGCCCUCUGCCACCCUUGCACACUUUCCACACAGGGCUGCCUGUUCUCUGCAUGGGCUCCAUGCUCUCCUUCUGUCUAGACCAACCUCUCAUCAGUGCCCCCCAGCCCUGCCCCUGUUCAGCUUGAAGGCCUCUACAGAGACCUCAUGGUUAUGUUGGAGAGGCUGGUCCCCUCCCGACAGGACAUUCCCAUGAGGCCUCCCCACCACACUCUGCACAUCAGACCUCUGGGCCCUCAGCCAAGGGCAAUGGGAUGAAAAGGUAAGCAUAGGUCCUGCCCAUGGGCCAAUGCCCCACCUUCAUGCAUCCCACUCCAGGCUUGGAGACCCUGGAGGCCACAGAGAAUCCCUGUAGCAAUGACCCUGCUAGGGCAAGAUGGGCAGGGAGUGAAGGAGGAGCCAGCCCACUGCUCCUCUGAGGUCAGCAUAGCAGCAAAAGCCUAACAGGGCUGGCACUAGCCACACUCCUGGAAAGAAAGGACAAGGACAUCAUCAGAAAUUAUUUUGGCAGAUGUCUUAAAACCAUGAUGUUCUUUUGGGACACAUAAGCUAUUGGGCAAGAUUUGAUGCCCAGAAACUGAGUCUCAGGGAAGUGCCUGCCUUCUGGGCUCAUAUGGGAAGGAUGGGGAUGAGGAGGCUGGCACAGGGGCUGUUGUAAGACCCAAAGCCCAAACAACCCAGAGAACCGGGAAGGAAGGCCCGUGGCCAAGGGCCCCCCUCUGACAGGCCAUCUUUUAGGCUAGAGACCUCAGCAUAGGGCAGGCUGCAGAGCUGGUGACACAGGUCUGGUGAUUCCUGCGAGCUCUCAGGUGGAGACUGCAUGCCCACCCCUUAGCAGAGCAAAUGGCACCACUAGCCUCUGGCCACUUCAUGAGAUGGGCCUCCCCUGCCAAGGCAGCCACCACCACUGCCCCGCGGGGGGCAGAGGGCAGGACAAGGUUAACCAGAGGACAUUCAGUCCCUGUAGGGAAUGGCACCCUCAAUAAGCACUCACCGCUUGUGGAGUUAGGGACCAGUUUCUUCUCCCUUAGCCAAAAGGACAGGAGCAAAUGAAAAUAAUGCUCACAGCAUCCUCAGCUGUACUGCUCAGGUGAAGAACGGCUGUGUGCAUGGAGAGAGGUCUACUUGGGAUCCAAAAAAGCCAGGGCUCAACACAGUGUAGUUCAGAUAUGAAGUGUUGAUGUGGAUUGUCUCCCAUAGAGAAGGCGGAGCUUAAUCCACUCUGUUUCCCAUCACUACCCCUUGAGGCCAGGCUAGACUCAGUGAGUCCCUUCCAAGGAACAGAGCAGGGAAAAAGAAAAACAGAUUUCUAUGCAGAAGCCUGACAGCACUUAAGCACGUGAUGAAGGUGACACCACCAGUGACGUCAUGUGGCUGACCCUUCCACCCCCACAGGGAGCAAUGAGAAGGGUGCUCCACCUCUACCGUGUUCUUACCAAAGCCCCUCAUCCCCAGUCUAAUCAUACACUAAAUGUCAGACAAACCCAGACUGGGGCACGUUCUGCAGGAUGCCUGGCCAGCACUCCAGAUUGUCAAGGUCAUGAAGAACAAGGAAAGACUUGAAACCUGUCACAGACCAGUGAAGACACUCUGACUACAACACAGUGUGGUAUCCCGGAUUACAUCCUGGAACAGAAAGAAGACAUUAAUGGAAAAACUGGGGAAGUCUAAAUAAAGGCUGGAGUUCAUGUAUUAGUUUCUUAGCUUUGACAAAUAUGCCUCAGUUAUGUAAGGUGUUAACAUUAGGGGAAACUGGGUGAAGGGUAGAUAGAAACUGUCUUUGCAACUUUCCUGUAAAUCUAAAGUUAUUCCAAAACUUAAAAUGUAUUUAUUUUUUGAAAGUGCAAUUGAUCCCAAGUUUGUAUAAAUGUGUGCGAGCACAGCAUAUACAGGACAUUGUUAUGGAA